Chroicocephalus ridibundus (black-headed gull) is the source of this 4743-nucleotide messenger RNA. RefSeq names its product ring finger protein 26 (gene RNF26). The transcript has a single exon. Bases 999 to 2426 code for a protein of 475 amino acids. The record is from RefSeq and is a predicted model, not a curated record. Gene Ontology annotation, molecular function: ubiquitin protein ligase activity. Gene Ontology annotation, biological process: ubiquitin-dependent protein catabolic process; protein ubiquitination. Lineage: Eukaryota; Metazoa; Chordata; Aves; Charadriiformes; Laridae.
UCCUGCCCCGGCUCAGGGUGUUACAGCGGGAACAGAUAUGGUGGAAGGGGCAGACGGCUGCGGGAAGGGGACCCCAGAAUCCUGCUCCCUUCGGGCUCCUCCCUUGCUACCCAGGGUUGCAGUGCUUCCCUCCUUGGCCCCGCGCUGGCCGGUCCCUUCCGGAGCUACAGAUAUCUUUCCCAUGGGUCAUCCGCUCCACUUUUCUCCCCUUCCUUAAAAAGCCUUGGGCUCCAGGGCUGGAUUUUCCUGAGCUUGUCGUCACCGUCAGGGCGGUGGGGCUGGACCAUCUCCUGAGGCACAGCGGAGCAAAGACCAGAGAUGUUGGCCCCCCUGCACCCUGCCCAGGAGCCGGCAGGAACUGCUCUGGGGCCAUAACCUUGGGCCAGGCCAUGGCCGUGUGUUUAUUCUGGGACCUCCUGCAGGAAACUGCUUGGUGGGGUGAGAGCAGCCCUGCCUCGGGCUGACCCUGACCUGAACACGCCCCAGGGACCCCACGAGCGAGCGCAAACCUUCCCCAUGCCAGGGCUGAGGCUGUCACAAACCCAUCAUACGUGUUGCCCCGGGGACCCUGUGGCUGGCGGGUGCCCCCCGCGCUCUGGGAACCAGGGUGAGGGUGCCGCUGUCACGCCCCGAGCCCCGCCGCCUCGCUGGGAGCGGACCCGCGCAGCCCCGGUCCCCUCGGCGCCGCCACAGUUAAACGAGCGCCGCCGGCCCUUUAAACGCGCGCCAGUAGGCGGGGCCCGUCCCGGUGGCGACAGCCAGUCAGAGGCGCCCCGCCCGGCAGCGGCCCCGCCCCCAGCGGCCGCGCCCCCGCCGCGUCCUCCGAACGGCCCAAUGGGCGGCGGGGAGGGGCGCGGCCCUCGCCGCCGAUUGGCCCGGCGCCGCGCGGCAGCCCGAGCGAAGAUGGCGGCGCCCAGCGCCGGGGGGCCCCGAGCGGGCCGCGGCUGACGGCGCCGUAAGGGCCCCGUCGGGGCGCCUGGCCGCAGCCCGGGCCCGCCAUGGACCUGCUGUUCCUGCUGCUCCGCGGCCUGCGGAUGGCCCUGGACCUGCUGGUCCUGGUGCUGGACGUGAACUUCUUCCUGGUGUCCUCGCUGGUGUCGGUGCUGCUCUGGCUGCUGGCCGCCGCCUGCAGCCUCCCCGCCGCCGCCGCCGCCGGCGCGUUGGCCUGCUGGGACGGGCUGCUCCUCACGCUGGCCUCCCUGGCCCGGGCGGCCUGCUGCCUGGCCAUGGGCGCCCUGCAGGGGCUGGCCGGCCUGCUGCGCGGCUGCUGCUGCGGCCUGGAGGGGCUGAAGGUGGCGGGGCACCUCCUGUCGCACCUGGGGCUGCGGGGCAAGGAGCUGCUGCACCGCGGGCUCUGCAACCUGCUGGGCUGCGGCCAGGCCCUGGCCAGGCAGGUCGGCGAGGGCCUGGCAAUCGGCACCAGCCUGCUGGCCUACCUCGUUAACAGCCUGGUCAACGUGUGCCUCAUCGGCACGCAGAACCUCUUCACCCUGGUGGCGGCCCUGUGGGACUCUGUCGCCGGCCCCUUCCUCAGAGUCACGGACCUGCUGGCUGCGUUCCUGGCACACGUCUCCAGCGGUGCCAUCGCCGUGUCCAUCCUGCUGUGGUCGCCCUGCCAGCUGGCCUUUGAGCUCCUGGCCUCCUUCGCUGAGCUCUUCAUCAGCAUCUUCUUUGUGAAUAUUUAUGGCCUGGGCUUGCUUCUCCUCAUUAUUGUUGCCAGCACCUUUGUCUUCAACCCUGGGCUGCUGUGGACACUGAUAGACUAUGUGCUGGGCUACUUUACCACACUACCUUCCUACCACCGCCUGCAGCGGGAUGUGUGGCGGCUCUAUCAGGUGGCAGUCCUGACGCUGGGUAUGGUCAUGACCUCCCAGGCCUGGCGUAGGUUGGUGGACUGGAGUCUGCAGGUGACCAACUGGAGCCGAGGAGGCAGAACAAUGAACCGGGAAAGCAACCAGCGAGGGGCAGCUGUGCCCGCCCCAAGACCCACAGCCCCUGGCAGGCUGAUGCUGGCAGGGUUCAACCAGCUGCCAGCUGAGCAUGAGGACCAGCUGGAUGCAGAGCAGGUACCACAAGCACGUCCUGCUCUGAGUCGAAGUGCCCUGGGAGGACAGCGUCGCCAGCCACCCAGGGAGGAACCGAGCACUUCCUGGGGGAGAGCUCUGAGGAGGCAGCAGCUGAAUGCAGCAGCUGUGGAUGGUGAGGGCACUCCAGAUAAUGACCCCUGGAUGCUCUUGAAAGAACAAGAGGAACGUAAGAAAUGUGUCAUCUGUCAAGACCAAACCAAGACAGUCCUGCUUCUGCCCUGCAGGCACCUGUGCCUGUGUCAGGAAUGCACAGAAGUCCUCCUGCAGCAGGCCAUCUACCAGCGCAACUGCCCGCUGUGCCGCCAGAUGAUCCUCCAGACACUUAAUGUGUACUUGUGAGCUCAGGGGGCGGGUGGCUUGGGUCAUUUUCCCAGGAGGUCAAGAGCACCCCUGUCUGCCUCUUGAUGGGAAGGAGAACUUCCCAGGGCUGCCUUGAGUAGCUUCCAAAGAACUAAGGAUGGUGCUGAAAGGACAAAAGGCUGUUGGGGGUAUCUGCUAGCCGCACUUGCUAGGUAACUAGAUUGUAGCUCUUGCUAGCAAGCACAAUAACUGAUCUCUGCAGCAGGCUAAAAGAGUUACCUUUUUUUUGUUGACAACUUUUGCUGUUUCAGGGCCUGUUGCCUCAAGCCUGCAGUGGUCUGAGAUCCAAAGCAGAGUGCAGAAAGAUGCUCUGAUCUCUCCUAGCCAAACCUGAUGGAAAGGUUAAAGGCUGUGCCCUCCUGGGAAUCCCAGGGGCUGGUGCAAGGGAAGAGAGGGGUUUUCCCAAGGUCUGACCAGAAAACUACUUGUCAGACUGCAUUCAGACCUCCGUUUCCUCUUCCCACCAUCUAAUUGCGUGAGCUCUCUGGGAAGCGAGAAGCGUGCCUCUCUUGCAGGCCCUGGGAGAGCUGAGUACAUUCAGGCUUUUUAGGCUUUGCUACCAGAGGGCUGAGCCUGGCUCUCAGCUGGAGAAGAGCAGUUUUUCUGGGAUACUUCAGUAUCCCAGCCACCGCGGCUUUGGUUUUUGAGCUUCCUAUUCCCCUUGCCAGGACAAUGAGGAGCCAUGAUGAACACAGGCUCCCUGCAGAGCUCAGUGUUGCUGCCGCUUCCACGCAUCACCUAUGCAAGACUAGCAAGCACACAUCAGGUUACUUGCAUGGGGAGGCCGGACGGUGUUACCCUUUCUGCAGGGGUGGGGGGUGCUGCUUGGGGAACCUGAGGGCUGGCUGGCCAGUGCUUACAAUCCUGGCAGCAGCAGCACACGUCUGAGCCAAUGCUGGAGAAUCCUCUCUAAGUAACACAUUUUUCUUCAGGCUCAAAGUGCCACAGAGCUGGGUGGUUCACACCAGUCCUUGCUUGCUGCUUCCCAGGCAGGGCUGGCUAGAGGAAGUAACUCUUUGGGAGGAGAGGGGACACUCCAAAGCUCUUGGGAACCCACUGAGACAUUCCAGCUCCAGUCACAAGUUUUGCAUAUCUGUGCUGCAGAUCUGCAGUUGUGUGCAUGGAGCAGUACUAGGACCAUGGCGAUCUUUGAUUAGGGCAGGGUUACACUGCUGUUGUCUUACUGUAUGUCAGAAAUGCAGCUAGUUUUAUUUAAAAGUAUCCCCCAAAGUCUAACAAGAGCAUCCGAUCCUGGCUCGGGAGGCCUGAGAUGGCUUAUCCCAGCUUGGUCAACCAGCACCAUUCCAAGAAAUUGCUAGGCUGAGAGAGAGCCUUGCACUAAAAGCUUUCCCUUUCCAGCUGCUUGUCUGAGAUCAGCCACGCGCCACAGCCAAUUUUGGCUGGGGCCAGACUGGAAAGAGUCUUGACUCCUGGACUGCAAGCUAAGAGCCUGAGGGCAGCUGGCAUGGUCUUCCUUCUCUGUUCUCCUUCUUGAUUAGUGAUUUAAGCCAAAACAGAGGCAGCAGAGAGGCGAGGCAAGGCCGGAAUAUGCCUCUUAACUGUAAACCUGAGAUGUGGCAAGAUACUAUCUUGUUGGAGAGUAGCUUCGUUCUGAGAGGUGCUUCAGGGCUGGUUGCCCCCACAUUUUCUGUGGGCUGGAGGGACCCCGUGGACCAAGCUGGGCUCCUGACCACUAAGUGGUGUUAGAAGGGCCUGGCCUCAGAGCGGUCAGCUGCUUCCACCUUGCUUUGCAGAGAUGAAAAGCUGCCUGCCCAAGCCCGUUUGCUCAGCCUCUUGUCGCUGUGCCUCCCCAGACUCACACCACCUGUGUUAAUGUUUGCUCUCGCCAGCCACCUCUCCUGUGGCUGCAGCUAGUGACACAUACAGUUGAGUAGCCAAGCCCGUGCCAGAGCAGCAAGUGCAGCCUCACGGCCUGUGUUCACCAGGGUCCAGCUUGUCCCAGGCACUUGCAGAGCUGCACCCUUCCCUGGGUAUACCUCUGGAGAUACCCAGGAGUGGGAGCAUGGCCAUGUUCCUGGCUGGAAGCAGUGGUGUUUGGUUGGGACCAGCUCGUGGAUCUCAGGGUGCAAUGCUUCCUACGUGAGUUACAGGGGGUAAAGGACACCUCCCCAGGACUGCAGUUUCUCCCCUCAAACCCUUUUUCUAUUAUAGCAGUCACGCUUAUUGUUUUACGGCCUGUUUAUCUGUUGCCUGUUUAUAUAAAAAAAAAAAAGAGAAAGCUUUGCCUUAAGUUUAACUCUUUGCACUAUGGACUAGAUACUGAGCAGAUUAAAGU